AUGCCGCAAAUAGUACAUGAACUUUCCUUUAAACGUUUUCUUGACUCACUGAAAUUAACACCUAAAUAUCGUCUCGUUGAGUUUGGUGGUACACAUAUGGGUAGAAAUAUUUCUUUGGUGCUUCAUGACUUCCAUUGUUGUUCACUUCGUCGCUAUGAUAAUCGCUAUUCUGGUAUAAUAACACCGAUUGUUCCAUCUGCCCUUACAACUGCACUUUUAUCAGCAAUAUUUUAUGCUGCAUCUGUGGAAAUUAAACCAUUCUUUUGCUUCCUACUCGGUGUUGGUCAGACAGGUGUUAUAUUAUUUUUCUCCUUUUUAAAAAUCUUGUCUACGUUAUAA
Messenger RNA from Adineta ricciae, 339 nucleotides. NCBI's taxonomy places the organism in Eukaryota, Metazoa, Rotifera, Eurotatoria, Adinetida, Adinetidae. The record is from the annotation of a GenBank genome assembly.